AUGAGCACCACGAUCACGGAGCUCGCACCGAGCAAAUCGAACAUUGGCGUCUUCACGAACCCAGCGCAUGAGCUCUGGGUCGCCGAAACCACACCAAAACUGUCCGAGGUGCAGGCUGGGUCGGACCUCAAAGAGGGCGAAGUGUACGUGGCGGUCAAGUCGACGGGCAUAUGCGGUUCGGACGUCCACUUCUGGCACGCAGGCUGUAUCGGGCCGAUGGUGGUCACAGGCGACCACGUGCUGGGCCACGAGUCGGCGGGCAUCAUCCUGUCGGUGCACCCGUCGGUGACGAGCCUCAAGCCUGGCGACCGCGUGGCUAUCGAGCCCAACAUCCCGUGCUUCAAGUGCGAGCCCUGCCUUACCGGGCGUUACAACGGAUGCGAGAGCGUCGAGUUCCUCAGCACGCCGCCCAUCGACGGGCUCCUGCGGAGGUACGUCAAGCACCCGGCCACGUGGUGCCAUAAGAUCGGGGACAUGAGCUACGAGAACGGCAGCCUGCUGGAGCCCCUGUCGGUCGCGUUGGCAGGCAUGGACCGCGCAGGCGUGACGCUCGGUGACCCGGUGCUGAUCUGCGGUGCCGGGCCCAUUGGACUCGUCACGCUGCUGUGCUGCGAAGCCGCCGGAGCGUGUCCCAUAGUCAUCACCGACAUUGACGAGGGCCGGCUGAAGUUCGCAAAGAGCCUGGUGCCGAGGGUGUCGACGUUCCAGAUCCCCCUGGGCAAGACGGCUGAGGAGUGCGCCGACGGUAUCAUCUCCGCCAUGGGCGGCAUCCGCCCGCGCGUCGCCAUGGAGUGUACGGGCGUUGAGUCCAGCGUGGCCAGCGCCAUCUGGAGCGUCAAGUUCGGCGGCAAGGUCUUCAUCAUUGGCGUCGGCAAGAACGAGAUGAAGGUUCCCUUUAUGAGGCUGAGCACCAUGGAGAUCGACCUGCAGUACCAGUACAGGUACAGCAACACGUGGCCCAAGGCCAUCCGCCUGGUCGAGAACGGCGUCAUCAAGCUCGACAAGCUGGUCACGCAUCGCUUCAACAUGAGCGACGCCAUCCAGGCCUUCAAGACGGCGAGUGAUCCCAAGAGUGGUGCCAUCAAGGUCCAAAUCAAGAAUGAUGACAGUUUAUAG
Exophiala spinifera is the source of this 1116-nucleotide messenger RNA. RefSeq names its product L-arabinitol 4-dehydrogenase. NCBI's taxonomy places the organism in Eukaryota, Fungi, Ascomycota, Eurotiomycetes, Chaetothyriales, Herpotrichiellaceae. The record is from RefSeq and is a predicted model, not a curated record. Gene Ontology annotation, molecular function: L-iditol 2-dehydrogenase (NAD+) activity. Gene Ontology annotation, biological process: D-sorbitol catabolic process. The transcript has a single exon. Bases 1 to 1116 code for a protein of 371 amino acids.